AUGAGUUUCUACCCCGACCAAGUCACCACGGUGAUUGUCCCCAGCAAUGCAGAACCCAUAUACACGAAAAGAUUGUAUCUACGACCCAUAACCAUGGCAGACGCCGCUGCAGUCUUCGAUUUUAGACGUCGGCAAGAGGUGGCAGACUGGCUCCGACAAAAGAUUCCUCACCAGCAUAUAUCAGAAUCGGAAGCUCUAAUCGCCCAAAAGACAUUCACAACGCCAGAUGCAGCAGGCACAUUCGGACGACAGUUCUUCUUUGCCAUAAUCCGCUUGAAUGAUCCAUUAAAAAGGGUCAUCCGUGCUGCGGGAGUCAAUUCUCUUGUGCCGGCACCGUCUAUUGGAUAUACUCUCCAUCCUGACUUCUGGGGGAAUGGCUAUGCCACUGAGGCUGUUACUGCUAUUGUGGAUCAGUGGUGUAAGCUUCCAAGAAGGAAUCCAGGAGAGCUGGAAUUGGAAUUGCCGAAAGAGAGGCUGUUUGCGGCUUGCAAUAAGAAGAAUGUUGGUAGUGUCAAGGUGUUGCAAAGAACUGGAUUUGUCAUGUAUGAUGAACUGGUCCUUGAGGACGAAGUGGCUGCUCUUUUUGAAUUAGAGAUACCACUGAGUUGA
Messenger RNA from Penicillium canescens, 609 nucleotides. RefSeq names its product GNAT family N-acetyltransferase. The coding region runs from base 1 to 609 and encodes 202 amino acids. NCBI's taxonomy places the organism in Eukaryota, Fungi, Ascomycota, Eurotiomycetes, Eurotiales, Aspergillaceae. The transcript has 2 exons. Gene Ontology annotation, molecular function: acyltransferase activity, transferring groups other than amino-acyl groups. The record is from RefSeq and is a predicted model, not a curated record.